Molecule: messenger RNA, 2249 nt
Organism: Daucus carota subsp. sativus
Lineage: Eukaryota; Viridiplantae; Streptophyta; Magnoliopsida; Apiales; Apiaceae
Product: protein indeterminate-domain 4, chloroplastic-like
Exons: 4
Coding region: 284-1930 (548 amino acids)
Cellular component (GO): nucleus
Molecular function (GO): DNA-binding transcription factor activity
Source: RefSeq, a predicted model, not a curated record
ACCCGGAAAUACAGUAACAAAAUAUACAUUACUUUUCGUGAAAAGCUAGCUUCAUAUAAAAACAAGCCAGGGAUUACAUCACCUGAGUCAAGUGACCAUGGUUAUGUUUUCUUACCACCCUCUUCUCCCCUCUUUCUCUAACUAGUUCAUAUGUUGUUUACUUCAAGCUCUGAGAUAUGGCAGCUUAGCUCAAUCUGUAUUUGUGUAAAUUGAUCUUGUCACAAAAGAUCAAUUUUAUCUUUUUAUUAUAUUUAUCAGUUUCGAUUUCUUAAAGACCUAAAAAAUGGCUGCUUCUUCAUCUGCAACUUUCUUUGGUUUGAAACAAGAAGAGCUUCUGAAUCUUCAACAUUCCUCCGGAGGAGCGAACUCGGUUAUGGCUUCUUCUGCGUCAGCUGCUGCUCCUCAGAGAAAAAAGAGAAACCAGCCCGGAACUCCUAGUCCUGAUGCUGAGGUGAUAGCUCUAUCUCCGGAUACACUAAUGGCUACAAAUCGAUUUGUUUGUGAGGUAUGCAACAAGGGUUUUCAGAGGGAGCAAAACUUGCAGCUGCACAGAAGAGGACACAAUCUUCCGUGGAAGCUUAAGCAAAAGACAAACCGGGACGUGAGGAAGAAGGUCUACCUUUGCCCUGAACCUGGCUGCGUCCAUCACGAUCCGUCAAGGGCUCUCGGGGACCUCACUGGAAUUAAGAAACACUUCUCCCGCAAGCAUGGUGAGAAGAAAUUUAGGUGCGAAAAGUGUAACAAAAAAUAUGCAGUGCACUCCGACUGGAAGGCUCACUCUAAGACUUGCGGCACUAAAGAGUACAGAUGUGAAUGUGGCACUACCUUCUCAAGGCGUGAUAGCUUCGUGACUCAUCGAGCCUUCUGUGAUGCGCUUGCUCAAGAGACGGCACGUCAUACACUGCUCCCCGCAUCACUCAGCAACAUGGCUGCUACAAUUUACGCACACGCUAGUGGCGUUAUGAGCAGCUUGGGCUCGUCCGGGCCUCUCGUUUCAGCUGACCGUCAGGAGCCAUCGUCUCCUGUAUUCGGGCUUGGUGCUCCAGCAGCUGCGCCAAGAAGUUCAUUCACUGGCUUCCUAUCAGGCCAGUCUGCUGGUGGAUCUGCUUUUCGACCCAUCCAGUCGCUCACAAUGCCUGUUCAGCCACCCGAAGCUAAGCAUAAUUUCUCAAGAUUUUCUGAUUUUUCGGGCCUUCAGGGCUUUUCAAACAACACUACUUCUGCUGGCCCUAUGUUCAACUUGGGAUUUAAUGGCAACGCUGAUGUGGACAGUCCUCAUCACGAGGUUGAUCUUAACAUGAACAGCCCCGGUCUUCUUACUGGUUUGAUGAUGAAUGCGGAUCCUCCUCCGGUUUAUAGUCAUAUUAAUACUAUUCAGUCUCCGCAGCUAUCAGCUACAGCUCUCCUUCAAAAGGCGGCGCUCAUGGGAAGCUCUACAAGCAGCGCUGCCUUGAUGAAGGGCUUGGGAAGCUCUUCGUCUAGCGGAGUAAAGUUUAGUAACUAUGGUGGAGCUUUCGGAGCUGGAAUAUUGAGUGGAGGUGGCGGGGCUAGUGCAAGUAUAUUUCAAGAUAUGUACAGCUCAAUCAAUGCAGGUGGUGGGGGUUAUGGGAAUGGAGGGUUUGGAGGCGGAAUGGGAUUUAGCGGAAACAACCCAUACGGAGGAGUAAUGUACAAUGUCAAGAAUGAUCAUGAGGGGAUGGAAUUGGAUGAAAAGGAGAAUAGCAUGGCUAUGGAGCCGCAAAGUGUUCAAAGCGGGUACUGUGACAAGCUUACUAGGGAUUUUCUCGGCAUGGGAAAGAGGAGGACAAGCUUUAGUGGUGGAAUGGAGGAUGAUCACAAAGGGAAUGGAAUAGCAUCGAACUCGCCGGAUAGUGAAGCAACCACCUCAGCUGAGCCUAACCCCUUUGUCCUGAGCCGCCGCGGCUUUUGAUCCAGCAACAAUUCAGGCCGGAGACUCAAGAUGAUCAAGGCAUGCAGACAGACGCUUAAUGUGAUUUCAGUGACCUUGCAUCUUUUACAAGAAUCAAUGAGAACAAUCAGCAAAAAACUCAUCUUUCUCUUUUUUCUUGGAACAAAACUUUUGAUGGAGAUACUUCGGUUUAGUUUUUAUGUUUUGCUUAAACUUUAAAAAUUACAGAGAGACGCCCCCCGCAGGCUUUGAACUUAGCUAGAGGUCGGUUUUUAUUUGUUUUUGUGGUAAAAGUUUCGGAUUGUGCUUGUUAAGUUUGAAUCACCCUUUUUUGUGUUGC